Messenger RNA from Abrus precatorius (Indian licorice), 1402 nucleotides. Its product is annotated as 1-aminocyclopropane-1-carboxylate oxidase homolog 1-like. The record is from RefSeq and is a predicted model, not a curated record. The coding region runs from base 115 to 1239 and encodes 374 amino acids. NCBI's taxonomy places the organism in Eukaryota, Viridiplantae, Streptophyta, Magnoliopsida, Fabales, Fabaceae. The transcript is spliced from 3 exons.
CCGAAAAGGAAACAUUAAUCUAUUCUCUUCAUUCAAUCUACUCCUCUUCAAUCCCUUUGUUUUGAAGCUUUCUUAUUUUGGUUAAAGUUUUGAAAGCAUUGAUAGCCUCAAAACAUGGUGGCAACAAGCACACAUGGGUUGGAGGCAGGAACUAUUUCUAGUUAUGAUAGGGAAAGUGAAGUGAAGGCAUUUGAUGAUUCAAAGGUUGGUGUCCAAGGACUUGUAGAAAAUGGUGUCACCAAAGUUCCACGUAUGUUCUACUAUGAAGAGUCUAAUCUCAGUGAUGGCUUUAACAAUGAAUCAAAUUCGAAGAUUGGCAUUCCCAUAAUUGACCUCACAGGUAUCCAUGAUGAUUCAACUUUGAGAAAUGAUGUUGUGAAAAAAGUUAGAAAUGCAUGUGAAAAAUGGGGGUUCUUUCAAGUUAUAAAUCAUGGAAUUCCAACUCAUGUUCUGGAUGAGAUGAUCAAAGGAACUUGCAGAUUUCACCAACAAGAUGCAUGUGUGAGGAAAGAGUACUACACCCGCGAUUUCAGCAAGAAAAUUAUUUAUUUUUCCAACUUUAGUCUUUAUCAGAACCCAUCUGCUGAUUGGAGGGAUACACUUGCAUUUUUCUUGGCACCUAAUCCACUCGAAGCUGAAAAAUUGCCAGCUGUUUGUAGAGAUAUUGUGAUUGAAUACUCAACAAAAGUGAUGGCACUUGCUUCUUCUUUGUUUGAGUUACUGUCAGAAGCUCUUGGCAUUAAUCGCUUUCACCUUAAAGAAAUGGGUUGUGAUGAAGGUCUUACUCUUCUUUGUCACUACUAUCCAGCAUGCCCUGAGCCAGAAUUAACUAUAGGCACUACUACGCAUCCAGAUGGUGACUUCAUGACAAUACUUUUGCAAGACCAGAUGGGUGGCCUUCAAUUUCUUCAUGAAAAUCAAUGGAUUGAUGUACCACCAAUUCAUGGAUCCCUUAUAGUAAACAUUGGGGAUCUUUUGCAGCUAGUGACUAAUGACAAGUUUAUUAGUGUUCAGCAUAGAGUUUUAGCUAACUAUCAAGGCCCAAGAAUUUCUGUUGCAUCUAUUUUUAGAACUGAUGUCCAAUCACCAGAGGGUAUGCCAAAAGUCUAUGGUCCAAUCAAGGAACUAUUAUCUGAAGACACUCCACCAGUGUACAGAGAAACUUCCUUAAAAGACUUCUUAGCACAUCAAUAUACAAAGGGCCUUGGAAGUUCCUCACUAACCCCAUUCAAGUUGUGAUUAUGAACAAUUGCAUGAAACACUUUGAUGUUUUUAGAAUGAGUUGUGGCUUAUUUCAUUUCUACUAAACUCGGGUACGUGCCUUCAAGAACUGAAAACCAAGUUAUAUUUUAUCUGUUAAGACUAUAAUUAAAUGCAUCUUGAUUUUUAAUUUUAUAAAUUA